AGUAAAGCUAGGAUCAAAGGACAGGAUAGUAAUCAGUGGCUUGGCAUUGUCAAAUGCCCAUAAAAAACCUACUUUGCUGAGAACAUAGAAAGUUUCUGGUCGGCAAAACCUCUUAUAGAAAAUGCCAUUAAACUUUCAUCUCUCUUCCUAUAUCUUCUUCCUCUUUAUUCUAACCUGUUGAUUAUACAACUAACUUCAAGAAGAAGAGAAGCGAGAGUUUUGUUGUGUAAUUAUGGGGAGAGGAAAAAUAGAGAUAAAGAGAAUAGAGAACUCAAGCAACAGGCAAGUGACUUACUCAAAGAGAAGAAAUGGGAUAAUCAAGAAAGCUAAAGAAAUCACUGUUCUUUGUGAUGCCAAAGUCUCCCUUAUCAUCUUUGGUAGUUCUGGAAAGAUGCAUGAAUAUUGUAGCCCUUCUACUACGAUGAGUGAUAUACUGGAUGGUUACCAAAAGACUUCUGGGAGGAGGCUAUGGGAUGCUAAGCAUGAGAACUUGAGCAAUGAAAUUGAUAGAAUCAAGAAAGAGAAUGACAGUAUGCAGGUUAAGCUCAGGCAUCUUAAAGGAGAAGAUAUCAAUUCGCUGAACUACAAAGAGCUUAUGGUUAUGGAAGAAGGCUUACAAAAUGGGCUUUCAAGUAUCAGUGCCAAGCAGUCUGAGAUCUUGAGGAUGGUUAGGAAAAAUGAUCAAAUUCUGGAGGAGGAACAUAAGCAACUUCAAUAUGCUUUGCACCAAAAGGAGAUGGCAGCCAUGGGAGGAAAUAUGAGAGUGAUGCAAGAGGAUGUCUAUCAUCAAAGAGAUAGAGAUUACGAGUACCAGAUGCCAUUUGCUCUACGAGUUCAGCCAAUGCAGCCAAAUCUACAUGAACGAAUGUAACAUUAUAUUAAUUCCACCUCUAUCUGCCCUUUAAAUGAAAGACCCUUAAUAAUUUAGGGUUUGUGCUAGAAAGACUACUCAUAUGACUUUAAUUGUUGCAAGGCAACUUUUCAUCUGGAAAUUACCUAAUGGUUGUACUGACUAUUUAUGGGUCUUCGUAUGGUUUUAAUUUAGUACUCAAAAUGCAAUGUUUGUGCACUGUUAA
Molecule: messenger RNA, 1076 nt
Organism: Lycium ferocissimum
Lineage: Eukaryota; Viridiplantae; Streptophyta; Magnoliopsida; Solanales; Solanaceae
Product: floral homeotic protein PMADS 2
Exons: 7
Coding region: 233-871 (212 amino acids)
Biological process (GO): positive regulation of transcription by RNA polymerase II
Cellular component (GO): nucleus
Molecular function (GO): DNA-binding transcription factor activity, RNA polymerase II-specific; RNA polymerase II cis-regulatory region sequence-specific DNA binding; protein dimerization activity
Source: RefSeq, a predicted model, not a curated record